AUGGCCUCCAAUAAAAUUGGCUCUCGUUGGGCUGACGGCCCUUGGCAACUCAUCGAUACUCCCUCCAAAACACAAGACACUUCCAGACACGCCGCUGUCUAUAUCGCGAAUGAGAUGGCAUUCGCACAUAAUGCAAUGCUUCGCGGUUUGAAUGCGCUCUACCUCCAGGCCGAUCUAUCGGAGCCGCAAGACAUCAAGGACUUCUUGUUCUUCCUUCGCAGUUGGGCUGGAUGGGUUUCUCACCACCAUGUCUUGGAAGAAGAGCAGAUGUUUCCACAGCUAGAGGAAGUGAUGGGCCAGCCGGGUUUUCUCCAGGGAAAUGUUGACGAGCAUCAUACUUUUCAACCGAUAUUGAAAAAGCUGCUUGCGUAUGGUAAUUCGAGACCGGAGGACUACCAAGCGUCGAUUGUCCGGAGCUUGAUCGAGGAGAUGGCUCCUGUCUUUCGCAAUCACCUUGCGAAAGAAAUCACCACUCUAUUAGCUAUGGAGCCUUAUGAUGGCCCUGCUUUACUGCGGGUCUACAAAGGAUGUGAGGCCGAGGCAGGUAAACAGGACAAGAAUGUGAUUCCUCCGAUGGUUCUUGGACUCCGCGAUAUUACAUUUGAGGGAGGUAACCAAUGGCCAAAACUACCACCACUAUCUACCUACUUCGUUCAUUAUCUUUUAGCGCGCAAGAAUGCCGGCGCUUGGAGAUUCCUGCCAUCCGAUGCAUGGGGUAACCCGCGGCAGUUGGAAUUUGCCAGCUCUUGA
Molecule: messenger RNA, 750 nt
Organism: Penicillium angulare
Lineage: Eukaryota; Fungi; Ascomycota; Eurotiomycetes; Eurotiales; Aspergillaceae
Product: hemerythrin domain-containing protein
Exons: 3
Coding region: 1-750 (249 amino acids)
Source: RefSeq, a predicted model, not a curated record